CAGACGAAAAUGUUCUGAACAUGAGACAUGCGGGUGAGAGAUUUUAUGAACGUUAAUUUUCAUUAAAUCUUGUACACGAUCAUAUUUUAGUUAAAGGCAGUUGUUAUUGAUAAAAUAUUCAAAUUCCAGUUUGCUAAAGCCAGAAUAGCUAAGCAUGGCAACUAAAUGGGGUGUGGUUUCUGCAGGAAAGAUAAGUCAUGAUUUCGUAACAGCUGUGAGGAGUAUGCAAAGUAAUGAACAUGAGUUUGUUGCUAUUGCUGCUAGAAAUUUGGAUUCGGCAAAAGAAUUUGCUUCUCGGCAUGGUAUAUCUAAGGCGUACGGUUCAUAUGAAGAAUUAGCAAAAGAUCCUGACGUUGAGGUUGUAUAUGUGGGAACAAUCUUUCCUUAUCAUUUUCCUGUGGGGAAGUUAAUGUUGGAAAAUGGGAAGCAUGUACUGAUGGAGAAAGCCAUGUGUCUUAAUUCAAAGCAAACAAAAACACUUGUGGAUAUUGCUCGUAAGAAUGGGAGGUUUCUCAUGGAAGCAAUUUGGAGUCGAUUUUUCCCAGUGUAUAAGACCUUGAAGGAUCUCUUACAAAAAGGUACUAUUGGAGAUAUUGUCCAUGUUGAUGUCACUUUUGGAAAGCCACUUCUUCAUGCGGAACGUUUGGUAAAGAAAUCAAUGGGUGGAGGCACUGUGUUAGAUCUUGGCAUUUAUGUACUAAAUGCUGUAAAUUUCGUUUACAAUGGAGAAAAACCAAGUAAAAUUGUAGCUGUUGGUCACCUAAAUGAUGAAGGAGUGGAUAUAGGUAUGGCAAGUAGUAUGCAGUUUAGCAAUAAUCGUACUGCAAAUGUUGCAACUACUGCUACAGCAGAAAUGCCCAAUGAGCUAGUUAUUACUGGAAAAAAAGGCCAUAUAAAAGUAUUGAGCCCAAUGUGGUGUCCUACAGUGAUUCAAACACCUAAUGAAGUUUUAGAAUUUCCUUUGCCAGAUACUAUAGCUCCUUGCAAUUUUGAAAACAGCUCUGGACUCCGAUUUGAAGCCAUGGAAGUUAGGAAAUGUAUUCAAAAAGGGGAAUUGGAAAGUUCCAUUAUGCCACUAAAGGAUUCCAUUACUCUAUCUGAAAUGAUUGAUGAAAUUCACAGACAGAUUGGAGUUUCUUAUCCGGAUGAUUAAAGAGCUAUCCGCAUGAAAUUGGAUCAACACUCACAAAUUAAUUCAAAUCAGUGGAAAACAAAACUUAUUUUUUUAAAGGAAAAAAAAUAUUUAAGAAUACUAAGAAAUGUUUGAAUUAUAUACAUAUAUUUUUUAAUUUUAUUAAAUAGUUUA
Molecule: messenger RNA, 1306 nt
Organism: Uloborus diversus
Lineage: Eukaryota; Metazoa; Arthropoda; Arachnida; Araneae; Uloboridae
Product: trans-1,2-dihydrobenzene-1,2-diol dehydrogenase-like
Exons: 8
Coding region: 155-1153 (332 amino acids)
Molecular function (GO): nucleotide binding
Source: RefSeq, a predicted model, not a curated record